CAAGAAUGUUAAGCUGGCGAGAAAUUGCUGUUUUCGUGGCCACCAUCGCCAUUUCAUUGGCUAUUCAAGAUGAUACACAUUUCAGUGAAAGCAUCCUAUGUGAACCAAGGUGUGCAACCGGCUUUACCAGAUUUAAAACACAAUGCUAUGUAGUUCCUGACGCCAGUGUAACAUGGGGCGACGCAUUGGAAUUCUGCCACACUUUCGAUUCAGAAUUAGUCAGAGUUGAUGAUGAAGAAGAACAGAAUUUCUUGGAGGGUUAUCUGACAAAAAAACGAGCCAGUCAUUUCUGGAUCGCUGCUACUGAUUUGACUUUUGAAGGCGAUUGGAGAUGGUGUAACACUAUGGGUCCAGUAGUAAAAACAUUUUGGGGGCCUUACCAACCUGAUAAUAAAAUGAACAGAAAGGGCCACGUUCAAGAUUGCGUGGUGCUGAGUGAUAGAACCCAUUAUAGAUGGUAUGACGAGGAUUGUGAACAAAAAUACCAUUUUGUUUGUGAAAAGCCUAUCUAUUAAGCAGGUUUGAAGAGAAAUGUAGAUUACUUCUAAAUAAAGAUUGUGUUAUGUACAA
This is a messenger RNA of Lottia gigantea (owl limpet), 570 nucleotides long. RefSeq lists its product as hypothetical. The transcript is spliced from 5 exons. The record is from RefSeq and is a predicted model, not a curated record. Lineage: Eukaryota; Metazoa; Mollusca; Gastropoda; Lottiidae. The coding region runs from base 6 to 515 and encodes 169 amino acids.